ACACUGAAUAACGUAUAUUCGAGUGGCUGCAUUUGGUGGAGAAACAAACAACUGAUCAGUUUUUUUAAGUGUAAAUUUUUCAAAUAUGAAUAAAAAUAUCAAUGAUAUCAGAUUUAUCUCUGAAAUAAAAAAGCGGCCCGCAUUGUGGAAUCAAUCCAAGAAAGGAUAUAGUGAUAGACUUAAAAAGAAUAAAAACUGGGAAAAGUUAACGAAAAUAUUUUUUGGUGGAAAUAGAACAGCUGAUGAACAGAAAAAACUCCAGAAGUCGCUGCAACAAAAAUGGACGAAUAUGAGAUGCCAAUACCGCAGAUAUAUUUUGAAUCAACGAGGGCAGUCUGGAGAUGACGGGAAGAAGAACACAUUUUAUAGGUAUGCCGACCAAUUAAGGUUUCUAAAAAAUACAGUUAUACAAAAAGAAACCACUGAUAACUCAAAAGAAGUGAACAUUAUAUCAAGCGACAGUGUAGUAGGCGAAGAGUCUACUACUUCGUUAACUGUUACACCCAGAGCUAAGAAUGCAUUGAAAAAGAAAACAAGAUCAGAAUGUUCGUCGAAAACCAUUGAAAAAAUAAAGAAUAGAGAUAAUCAUGAUGAAAUUGAAGACAACAGACAAUUUUUGCUCUCUUUGUUACCUCCUCUUGCACAUAUUCCAAAAAGAUGGAACACUAAAUGCAGAGCAGAAAUAAUGCAAGUUGUGAGUAAAUAUGAAUUGGAUUCACAUCGAACUGAGCCUGAGCCAGGCGAUUCCAUGCCACAACAUAGUCAGCCAUGUGACGUUCCACAAGCCCAGCCACACUAUGGGUUCAAUACACAAUAAUUUCAAUAGCAAGGGUUGACUACAUCUGCGU
This is a messenger RNA of Harmonia axyridis, 848 nucleotides long. RefSeq lists its product as uncharacterized. Gene Ontology annotation, molecular function: DNA binding. Gene Ontology annotation, cellular component: transcription regulator complex; nucleus. The transcript is spliced from 2 exons. The record is from RefSeq and is a predicted model, not a curated record. Bases 86 to 817 code for a protein of 243 amino acids. Gene Ontology annotation, biological process: regulation of transcription by RNA polymerase II. Lineage: Eukaryota; Metazoa; Arthropoda; Insecta; Coleoptera; Coccinellidae.